This is a messenger RNA of Hemiscyllium ocellatum (epaulette shark), 1617 nucleotides long. It is a transcript of the gene rbm46, whose product is annotated as RNA binding motif protein 46. The record is from RefSeq and is a predicted model, not a curated record. NCBI's taxonomy places the organism in Eukaryota, Metazoa, Chordata, Chondrichthyes, Orectolobiformes, Hemiscylliidae. Gene Ontology annotation, molecular function: mRNA binding. Gene Ontology annotation, cellular component: nucleus. The transcript has 4 exons.
AUGACAGCAGAAAGCUUGGACAUGACAAAUGGUUCUAAUAAACUUGGUUCUGUGACCCAGAAUGAAGCAGCACUGCUUGCCUUGAUGGAACAGACAGGCUAUACUAUGAUCCAAGAAAAUGGACAAAGGAAGUUUGGUGGCCCACCACCAGGUUGGGAAGGUCCACCACCACCUCGUGGAUGUGAAGUCUUUGUAGGAAAAAUUCCACGAGACAUGUAUGAAGAUGAAUUGGUACCUGUGUUCCAACGAGCAGGGAAAAUUUAUGAGUUUAGACUGAUGAUGGAAUUCAGUGGUGAGAAUAGAGGUUAUGCUUUUGUAAUGUACACUACAAGAGAAGAAGCCCAGAAUGCAAUCAAAAUGCUUAACAAUUAUGAAAUUCGACCUGGAAAAUUUAUUGGUGUUUGUGUUAGCUUGGAUAACUGCAGAUUGUUCAUUGGUGCAAUUCCAAAAGAGAAAAAAAAGGAAGAAAUCCUUGAAGAGAUGAAGAAGGUUACUGAAGGUGUCGUUGAUGUUAUUGUCUACCCCAGUGCCACUGACAAGACAAAGAAUCGUGGAUUUGCAUUUGUGGAAUAUGAAUCUCAUAGAGCUGCUGCAAUGGCAAGACGGAAACUAAUUCCAGGUACUUUUCAAUUGUGGGGGCAUACCAUUCAGGUGGAUUGGGCAGACCCUGAAAAAGAAGUGGAUGAGGAAACUAUGCAAAAGGUUAAGGUACUCUAUGUCCGAAACCUGAUGAUAUCCACAACAGAAGAGACUAUCAAAAUGGAAUUCAACAAAAUUAAGCCUGGAGCAGUUGAACGAGUAAAAAAGCUCAGAGACUAUGCAUUUGUGCAUUUUUUUGACAGAGAUGAUGCAGUUACAGCUAUGAAUAUUAUGAAUGGAAAGUGUAUAGAUGGUGCUAGCAUUGAAGUCACCCUUGCAAAGCCAGUUAAUAAAGAUGGCUCUUGGAAGUACACUCAAGGUAGUCAAGUCAAUAUUAAUUGUGAAAAUCAAUGACUAACAUUUACCAACAAGGAAGAUGGGAUAGCAAAAACCCCAGGAAGGUCACCAAGCUUACCGGCACGUCUGAAUGGUCACCAUAGCCCAUGCUCACCUGAACUGGAGAGAUGCACAUAUCCUUUAUUCCCUGGAAUAAAGCUUACACCUUUGAGUAUUUAUUCAUUGAAGCCUAGCCAUUUUCAGUCCUCAGUUACACACUUGGAAUAUUAUUGCAACAAAAAUAAUUGGGCGCCACCAGAGUACUACCUAUACUCAACAACAAGUCAGGAUGGGAAACAACUGCUUGUUUAUAAAGUGGUUAUUCCCUCCCUUGCGAACAGUUCACAAGGUACACUGAGCCAUUUCAUGCCUGAUAAGCUCUGCACAAUGCUGGAAGAUGCUAAGGAACUAGCUGCACAAUAUGCACUAACACAUUUAGACUACAGUUUGCGUCGGACCAGCUCCGUUAAUAGUCUUUCUCAAGUUGGUGCACCUCUUCCAACUUCUGCUUCCAACUUGCUACAAUACGCAUCUAGACCGUACUCCUAUCCGAGCUACCCAUUGUCAACAACGCUACCUCUUGGUAACAGCAGUCAUAUUGGACAACGAUUAUAUGUUUCUAGUCAUGGAUCUUUCUUCUAA